ACUUCAAGUUAGUGCGUGUACCUCAGCUACCACCCCACCCCACCCCACCCCAACAACAUAGCGACAGUUCUUCCUUCUUUAAUCCUCUCAAUCCUUAUUCUCGUAGGAUCUACUUUAUCUGAAUGCAAUCCUUCAGUCAUGGCAGGCGCAGCGGCGACGCCCUCACAUAUCCAACAACUAUUAAUCAGUCUGGUGAUGAAAAUACCAUGUCCAAGGAACGACCAGUGAACUUGAAAGGUACUCAGGCAGGUAUGGAUACCGAUGAGCCACUGUCAACCCAGCAAGAAAAGAGUAUGCCGCCGGAUCCAUGUCUUCGUUGAACCUUGUUCAAUUUUUCUUAGUGGCUUUCUAUAUGGUCGAAGCCCAAAGACUCGCAGGUAGCUUGCAGCCUCAAAUGGAGAAACUGAUCAAAGAUGAAAUAUCUUUGCCCUUAUGGGAGCCCGCAUUCAAUGUGCCAAAUUUGGAGGUUCCGCAAAAACACAAAGAUUUCAUUCACAGCCUGAAAAUACCUCGAGCUCGAGCUCCUCACGACCAUCUCCCUGACAUGUUGUUAUAUGAGUUGGGUCGGUUUCAGCAAGAUGAACACUUGAAAGCCCGUUUACGGGGUUUGUUUACAAAGCACUCCAAUCACAAGAUAUUUGUCAACACUUCUGGUGCUGGAAAAACCAGACUUGUUUUGGAGCAUUUGUGUUCCAAUUGGGGCCUCUAUUUCUCUUGUCAUAAUGAUUCUCAUGUUGGUUCCAAAGACGUGCCUUCCGCCAUGUCAAACAUCAGACAGGCUUUGUUCGGAAGCACACUUCCACACGCACCAAGUCUUUUGGUUACAUCUGCGGAUAUCGCUGUUCAUGCCCGCCAUACAGGAAAGAUGUUCAAAAAAGUGAAGAGUUCCGUCAAGCCCUUGAAAAAAAUCAACAGCUUGCUUGCUCCGAGCUUCUUGUCCCAUUACUCUCUCGGUUGCUUGUCUUCCAGCAAUACAUCAUUGCCAUUCAGAAGACAAAAAAAGAUUUGAGUCAAAUGGAUCACAAACGUCGAUGGCUGCAUCUGCAGCUACAUCCUCAUUUGUUGAGCAGCAGUGGUAGUGACGGAGAUGAUCCUUUCAAGCAGCUCAGCAAGGAUCUCAUUGCCUGGUUUGAGAGACAGGGCAUCGAUUUAUCCCAGAAAAUACGCAUCAUGCAGUUUCUUUCACAGGAAAUACUGGUAUGGAUGAGGCAGACUUUAGGCCAGGCAAAUAAAUCCACACCAAUUUACAUCGUGAUUGAUGAAUGCCAG
This is a messenger RNA of Lentinula edodes (shiitake mushroom), 1269 nucleotides long. RefSeq lists its product as uncharacterized. NCBI's taxonomy places the organism in Eukaryota, Fungi, Basidiomycota, Agaricomycetes, Agaricales, Omphalotaceae. The record is from RefSeq and is a predicted model, not a curated record. The transcript is spliced from 4 exons. Bases 308 to 1009 code for a protein of 233 amino acids.